UUGUGUAUUCAUCCUCACGUGGUCACGUGAAUGACUAUUUACAAAAUGGCGGAACACGCCAAGUAAAUGUUUUUUGUCCGAUUUAAAAUAUGGUAAACAAAUGGCGACAUUUUUAAAAUUCACUACAAAUGUUUACCGACGAAAAUGUGUCAAAGGACAGUUGUUAUAACAAUUAUUGUGUUCGUAUCGUUUACAAACGGGGAAAGUUUUGACAACCGCGCAAGGUUCGACAAGGAUGGUCCAAGAAGUUUUAUUGCGCCGGAUAUAACUGAUUUGGAGCAAUUCCGACCGGAAACUCAACAACUUUCACCUAAAGAUGUGCCAAUUCUAUCGGAAUUCAAUUACUAUGAUACAGAAGUUCAAAGACAACUCAUUUUAUCUGGAAUCAGAAAUGACAUCAUCAUGUGGAACUUCCUUAGAGAAUCAGAGGUAUCCAGUGUCAUGGAAACCACGUGUCGAAAGUGUAUGGUUGCUGGAAAUUUAGACUGUAUUUCUAGUUUUUGUCGUCUGCAUUUUCAAAUGAAAACACCAAGGAAAAAAAUGAAAGAUGACGUUCAUCAAAAAGCAUUCGCUACUGGAACUGCAUUACACGGGGACAUCUUGUGUUCGCUGUGUAAACACACCCGUGACGUCAUGUGUACAAUGAAACUUUGUGUUGAUCCAGAAAGAGGCCAGAAUGCCGUUGAGAGUGGCGUCCAGUGUAUGCAGGGAUUCUGUCGGUGGCAAAAAGAAACUGUUACUAACACUGGAUUUAACAAUAACUAUCACGCGUGGUGGCAACCCCAAAAUCUAUUCUUUUUCUUUGACCACGUUACCAAGGAGAUUGCUACAGCCUAUAAUGAGUUGAUUGUGUCAACAAGCAAAGCGUUUCAUGGACUCCGUAAAACUAAUUAAUUAAAUAAUGACAAAGAACACCGUAAUAAAUUGUGUAAAAUUGGCACACAUUUAUGUAUCUCAAAACCGGAUAUUGCGACAUUGCGUGACUAUUUUUAGUAACAAUCUGAUAUGGUAUAUUAAAUGUAAAUUUCGCCAAUAAGAUUACAAUAAAAAGUUGAAUGCAUAGCAACAAUCUUGAUGUCAAUUAUCAAAUAAAAUAGAGAUAAAUAGAAUUCAGGACUAUAGAAC
Ruditapes philippinarum (Manila clam) is the source of this 1125-nucleotide messenger RNA. RefSeq lists its product as uncharacterized. NCBI's taxonomy places the organism in Eukaryota, Metazoa, Mollusca, Bivalvia, Venerida, Veneridae. The transcript has 4 exons. Bases 145 to 894 code for a protein of 249 amino acids. The record is from RefSeq and is a predicted model, not a curated record.